This is a messenger RNA of Pestalotiopsis fici W106-1, 1377 nucleotides long. RefSeq lists its product as uncharacterized. Gene Ontology annotation, biological process: secondary metabolite biosynthetic process. The transcript has 4 exons. The coding region runs from base 1 to 1377 and encodes 458 amino acids. Lineage: Eukaryota; Fungi; Ascomycota; Sordariomycetes; Amphisphaeriales; Sporocadaceae. Gene Ontology annotation, molecular function: monooxygenase activity; FAD binding. The record is from RefSeq and is a predicted model, not a curated record.
AUGUUACAGGAACAAUCACUGGCCAAUUUAGCCAUCACCAUCAUUGGUGCUGGCUUUGGAGGGUUGGCCACUGGCAUUGAGCUUGCUUUGAGAGGUGCCAAUGUCAACAUCUUCGAAUCCUACCCAGACACAAAAAAGCAGGGGGAUGUGAUCCAGAUACCAGCGAAUGCGACUCGCCUAAUGUCCAAAUGGGGCAAUAUGCUUCAGGAAAUCACCAAUCUGUCGGCUUGUCCAGAUACGAUGACUAUUUCGGACCAGAAUGGCAAGAUACUCCUGAAUCAGCAGCUGCAUACCAGUUUCGAUGGGUAUCCAAAUCUGUACAGUCACCGAGGUAGCGUGCAACAGCAAAUGUUGGAGUAUGCUACUAGCCUAGGAGUGGAAAUCCAUUUUGGAACUCCUGUUACUGAAAUCUCAGAGUCUGAUGAUGCAGCAACUGUCAUUGCUGGAGGAAAAGCGUGGAAAUCAGAUGGCAUCAUCGCCGCCGACGGCGUACGCAGCCAGUCGAGAUGUCACAUCCUUGGCCUUGAUGACAAGGCCAAAAAGAGUGGAUUCGCCGUCUACAGAUCAUGGUUCUCUCUUGACUUGCUAGGACAAGAUCCUCUAACAGCAGCCAUUACAACAUCAGAGAAGGAUCUCUUCAAGAUAUGGAUUGCGAAAGAUACGCAUGCGAUCUUAACAACGAACAAGGCAGCUAAUGCGGCCACGUGCUUCGUCACCCACAAAGAUCUCUCAGACAUCUCUGAAGACUGGCAUGUCAAGGGGAAAGUUGACGAUAUGCUAGCAUGUGUGCAGGGCUGGGAUGAGCAGCUUAGACACAUCAUUCAAAAGAUCACACCAGACUGCCUCAUUGAUCAUAAACUUCUUUGGAGAGACCCUGUCCCAAAAUGGGCCUCCGACGGCGGCCGUAUCUGCAUUGUUGGCGAUGCAGCGCAUCCACAUCUCGCAACAUCAGGAACAGGUGCAGCACAAGCUAUUGAGGAUGGUGCGUGCAUCGCGACUCUUCUGCAAAAGACUUGCCAUAAGGGAGAUAUUCCCUUUGCUUUCCGAGCCUACCAACGACUGAGAUACGAACGAACUAGUUUGACCCAAAGGAUGGGGUGGGAGACAAGGCAUGUCUGGCACCAGACCGAUUGGGAAGCUGUAGCUGCCAACCCGUCCAUGCUGAAAUUUCCCCAGCCAGAGUGGCUGUUGGGUUCAGAUGCCUCCGAGUAUGCGGAAAAGAAUUUCGAGGCAGUCAAGGCUCAUCUGGAGAAAGGCUCGGCCUUCACGUCCACCAAUGUUCCAUCUGGACACGCUCAUAAGGACUGGACUAUUGAUGAGAUGUUAUCACAUGAGGGGAAAUUUGUGUCCACUGAGUUCUAUCAGACUCGAGAGUAA